AUGAUGCUAGAUGAGUCUUGUGCGAGUGGCGAACAAAGUGUAACAGACACUGCUUCCCUCGUGUCAGCUGCGAUAACAGUGAAUGUCGAAACACAAACAGAAGAACAGAGUGAAACGAGCACCGCUUCUUGCGUGUCAACAGUGACAAAAGUGGACACCGAAACACAAACCGAAGAAUUUGACUACCUUCUGAAUGCUAGGCAAAGUGGGAACAAGGCACCAGAUAGAGAAUUUUUUAAUACGGACGAAAAAGUUCGAUUUUACACCGGACUGCCUUCUUGGGAAAUACUCGAGGUGGUGUUUGAGCAUGUUGCCAAGUACAUUACCCGCCGCACACAAUCCCUGAACAGAUUUCAGGAAUUUAUCAUGGUGCUCAUCAAGCUGCGGCUAAACGUUCCCUCUCAAGACCUAGCUUACCGGUUUGUGGUUUCAAUAUCCACAGUUUCAAGGAUCUUUUCAUCGUGGAUGAUGGUGAUGGAUACCCGACUGUCUCCCCUGGAUUUUUGGCCAGACAGGGAAAGACUAUGGAGGACAAUGCCUAUGUCCUUUCAGUAUGCCUUUGGUAAGCAGGUCACAGUAAUAAUUGACUGCUUUGAGGUGUUUAUUGAUAGGCCAACAAACUUACUUGCCAGGGCACAGACUUUUUCUAAUUAUAAGCACCAUAACACAGUAAAAAUUCUUAUUGGAAUUACUCCACAAGGAACUGUCUGUUUUGUGUCUGAAGCUUGGGGUGGCCGCACCUCUGACAAGUACUUGACUGAGAAUUGCGGGUUUUUAGAAAAUCUACUUCCUGGUGACAUGGUCAUGGCUGAUGGGGGAUUUACUAUUUGUGAUAGCGUUGGGCUGAAACAAGCCAAGUUAGUAGUCUCAGCAUUUACUAAGGGAAAGUCACAGUUAGAUCCUGUAGAUGUGGAGCAAACAAGGGGCAUUGCAAAUGUGAGAAUCCAUGUGGAGAGAGUUAUUGGUUUGUUGAAGCGAAAGUACACCAUUCUAGAAGGAACACUGUCUACAGAUUUUCUCUCUUCCAACCGCAGAGGAACUCCAGAUACUAAGAUCCCCAUGAUAGCCCAAAUUGUAAGGGUUUGUCCUGCCCUUGUUAAUUUAUGCCCUCCAAUAAUUCCUUUUGAUUAA
Stylophora pistillata is the source of this 1131-nucleotide messenger RNA. RefSeq lists its product as uncharacterized. Lineage: Eukaryota; Metazoa; Cnidaria; Anthozoa; Scleractinia; Pocilloporidae. The record is from RefSeq and is a predicted model, not a curated record.